Molecule: messenger RNA, 1663 nt
Organism: Mytilus trossulus (common blue mussel)
Lineage: Eukaryota; Metazoa; Mollusca; Bivalvia; Mytilida; Mytilidae
Product: DDB1- and CUL4-associated factor 17-like
Exons: 15
Coding region: 31-1608 (525 amino acids)
Biological process (GO): protein ubiquitination
Cellular component (GO): Cul4-RING E3 ubiquitin ligase complex
Source: RefSeq, a predicted model, not a curated record
UGUACGUUUGUUUACAUCAGCAAUGAAAACAUGCUUAAAAAUGAAAAGCAGUUCAAAACAGAAGUGAGCUGUUACAGAAAUCUGAUAUACAGAGAAUACAGUGCUAGAUUUAACCGUAGAUAUAGUUUACACGCUUUGAAAUGCUUAUGUUUACAAGCAAAUUAUAAAUACAAGAAAGUAUGGGAGAAAACAAGUUCCAAAAAUAUCACAAGUGAAUAUGGAAGAAUCUAUUUUGACAACUACACAAAUGUUUAUGGAGGAUAUGGUAAAGGAAACAAACCAAAACAUCUUUAUUCCUUGACGUCCCACAAAAUAGAGAAUGCCCUGACAUGUACAGCUAGAACGGAAGAAAUUGGAUUAGCACAUAAUGGAGAAAAAGACUGUCUGAUAUGUGUUACCAAAGAUAACAAAGAGCUUAUGAGAGUACACCUAACCUCAGGGAAAAUCUUGCAACAGAUAUAUCUAUCUCCAGUGUAUAAAUUUAGGGACAUCUCCUGGAAUGAAUCCCAGUCCUCUAUAGUAAUCAGAUCUACAAAGUCACAUGGCAGUCAUAGACAGACAGACAUAGUGAAAGUGUUGGCAGUAUUUGAUGUGAAGCCUCUCCAGUUUGUUGGAAUGAUGGAAAUAAAGAAAAAGGAGUUUGGUACUAAUACAGUAGAUGCAGGACUUUGCCAGGGAGUACUGAUCACAAUGCAUCAACAGUCUGUGGUAAAAAUGUACAGCUUCCAACAUGUCUUGGAUAUGUACAAAACUGGUACAUACAAGUUGGAUGAUGUCAUAGAUGAUGACGGUCACAGAUUAGGACAUAGACCUAUAGGGUUAAAGUUCAACAUUCAAAUAAAAGAAUGUCCUCCAGUUCUGUUUUCAGUUUCUUGUUAUGAUCAAAUAGUAGAGUUCAGCAACAAACCAUUUCAUUACCUGUAUUCACCUGUUAAAACACCUGAGUACUUUGAAGUUCAUUCCUUAGAAAAUAAAUCUUUGAUAGAAAAUGGCAGAUUACAGACAGGGAUUUUAGACUAUGCAAAUGAUCGUUAUCGAGCCACAUUCUGGGAUGAUGAUUCAGGAAGAGUUUUACACAUAGCUACCUCAGUUGUCAGUUUUUAUGACCUCACCAUGGUGCCAUCACAGGAAAAUGGGAAAAGAAUACUCAAGAAAAGUUUUGAAAUGAACUUGUCAAAAGAAAAAUCAAAGGAAGAAUUUCCCUUUACAUCAACAGGAAGGAAAGUUAGUAAGCCAAAGCGUCAAGAUAGUGUAAAUACUGUUUCAAAUAUGACAAUAUACAAUGUUGAUUAUGAGGAUGAGCUUGACAUAAUAUGUGUUACAGCAGUAUAUGAUUGCUCCGAUGAACCAAAAGGAGUCGUUUGUUUCUAUGACAACAAAACUGGAACUCUUCUUAAAGAAAUAGAUAUUGAAGAGCCAUCCUCUGAGAUUAAUGAACACAGGACUUUGAUAGAUCUUGACACAAUCAUACAGAUAAACAAACUAUGGUCUGGUACCUUCCAUUGUAAUGUGUAUAGACUGACUAGUGAUGAAUCAGACAAACAGGAAGUAAAUAACAAACCAGGAAGAAAAAUAUCUAGAACAUAUCAUAGAACAAGAAAUAGAUGAAUGUACACACCAGAAAGUUUUAUAAUUUUUAUUGCUUUAGAAUCAGUGAUUGUUA